This is a messenger RNA of Triticum urartu, 1207 nucleotides long. RefSeq lists its product as uncharacterized. NCBI's taxonomy places the organism in Eukaryota, Viridiplantae, Streptophyta, Magnoliopsida, Poales, Poaceae. The record is from RefSeq and is a predicted model, not a curated record.
AAACCCACUCCCGUGUUCCUCGCUAAUCCCCAUUUCCCACAAACCCCCGUCCCCUCGCCGCCUCCUCCCACGGCGAGAAGCUUCCAGGAGCUAGGGUUUCCCGUACCGAUCGAUGGCCGUCGCCGACGCGGUGCUGCCCUCGCCGCCGCUCCCGCCCCCGCCCCCGCCCCCGCCGGCGAGGAUCGUCGUCGUGGUGCUGGCGCUCGUGCACUUGGCCCUUGCCCCGAUGCUGGCGCUGGGGCGCGCCCUCUGCGUCGCGGCGGGAGCCCUCCCCUACCUGGGCUUCGGGGUCGCGUGGGUCAUCUCCGCGGCCACGGCUGGACAGGUCGUGGCGAGCCGCGCCUGGGGCGAGAGCUCCGCCCAAUUCGUGUUCCUGCAGGCCAUCAUGUACUGGGGCCUCAAGGUCCUCAUCUACAGUAUCCUUGUGCUGGUCGCGCUUCUCGUCUUGUUGAUGUGCGUGGCCUACGUGAUUGCACUUGUAUCUGGAUCCACUUCGGCAUUCAAGAAGAGCGCAUCAGGAGCAUUCACGCGGGAGUCGGUUGCAGACAUGUUUAGGCUUCCGCGCACCGCGGUGCUUGGAUAUGUUGCGGAUGUGGCCUUCUUCCUUCUAAUGGUCGCUGGUCUUCUGGUGGCGAUGCUGUCGCCGCACGUGGAGGGUUCGAUAUCUCAGGGUGAAAUGGUCGCCUCCGUAAUCAUAGAUGUGGCACUAUUUGGUAUGCACGCGACAGCUUGCUUUGUUAUCAUCCCAGCGCUCGUUCUUAGUGUGUGGAGGGGUGGCCAGGCGGACAGGAAAGCGCCAUCGCAGUUUUGUUGAGACGAAGCUAAGAAGAGAAGAUAUCCGGGGAUUUUGGCAAGGCCUAAUCGUUAUUCCACUGAUGGUUGUGAGUGAUUCCAACAGAUACAAGUUUUCAGAGGAAAAAGAGAGUUUAUGCAGACUUUCUUCGUCCAUUAGUAGUCAUCCUAAUCGGCAUUACCAUGGAAACUUUUUUAGACUUGCUUAUUUGUGCUAUUACUAGAUCAUAAUCAUCAAUAGCUAGCCGUGAAGUUUGGUGGAUCAUUAUGGGUCUGGUGACGAUGUUCGAUACUACUCCUCCGGGCUACUUGCUUACAAGUUUGCACUAGAGUAUUGUGUAUGUAUGAUGGUGGAAUUCGUUUGUGGUCUCUUUGUGAUACCCUAUUGGAAGAAAACGCGUACAUGUGACAUUAA